This is a messenger RNA of Amphiprion ocellaris (clown anemonefish), 2988 nucleotides long. It is a transcript of the gene dennd6b, whose product is annotated as DENN/MADD domain containing 6B. Gene Ontology annotation, molecular function: guanyl-nucleotide exchange factor activity. Gene Ontology annotation, cellular component: recycling endosome. Lineage: Eukaryota; Metazoa; Chordata; Actinopteri; Pomacentridae. The transcript is spliced from 22 exons. The record is from RefSeq and is a predicted model, not a curated record. The coding region runs from base 653 to 2914 and encodes 753 amino acids.
AGCCAAACAGAGUACGGUGCAUAGACUGGAUAUAAUUUUUUUCGUUGGUUUUCAUGGUCAAAAUGAGAGACCAGGUGGCCGAUCCUAAAAUAAAUCAAUAUUGAUUUUUUUUAUAGAGCGCUAAAGUUUUACGAAGCCAGGGGGCGGGACUACUUGAUCAACAGUCUGGUCUGGAAUGAUUGACAGGUCCUAUGGAGGAGGCAGCAGAGACUCUGCUCUCCUCGUUUGGAUUAAUUCUGAUAUAAUAACUGUUGGUUUAUUUAUCGGUGAAGCAGCAGAACAUUUUCCACAGACAGUUUUCCUGCCCGUUGGCUUGUUUUAACCAGUUUUCUGCCUUCGGCUGAUUCUACCAGCAGACACUGAAAGGACUCUGAUAGUUCGAGUGAAAGUAGCAGUUCCUCCUGAAGGUCAGAGAUUGCAGCAUCUGAGGGCCUCUUCAAAAGAAGACGUAGUUGAUGAAGGCGUUCUGGAGCAGGACCAGAAAGACCACGACCAAGCAGCCUUGAGAUCUUAGACAGCGUCUCCCUGAGCUGCCUGCAGUUCCCCGGGCCUCCAGUAGGCGGCUCCCAGGGCUCCCUCCGCCUGCGCCGGUGCAGCUGAUGGAGGACUGGAGGAUCCGCCGCCGAGCUGUCGGAGCUCCGACCCGGUCGAGAUGAACCCGUUCGACGGCUUCGGUUCCCCGCGACACGACGGGGCGGAGGAGGUGGCGGACGGCGGGGACAGCCGCUGUCCCUGGGCCCGCUUCUCCUCCUGGCUGGAGUGCGUCUGUGUCGUUACCUUCGACCUGGAGCUGGGGCAAGCCAUCGAGCUGGUUUAUCCUCAGGAUGUGAAACUCACAGAGAAAGAGAAAACCAGCAUCUGCUACCUGUCCUUCCCCGACUCCUACUCAGGAUGCCUCGGCGACACGCAGUUCAGCUUCCGGCUCCGUCAGUCGGUCGGCCGCAGAGCGUCCAAGCUCAGAGAUGACAUCUACAACAGGGACGCUCCGGUGACGCUACAGAGAGAAACGGCUCAUUUCUUCGGUUACGUCUAUUUCCGUCAGGUGAAGGACGUCUCUGUGAAGAGAGGAUACUUCCAGAAGUCACUGGUGCUGGUGUCCAGGCUGCCCUACACUCACCUGUUCCACUCCCUGCUACAGAUCAUCGCACCUGAGUUCUUCGAGAAGCUGGAGCCCUGCCUCGAAGCAGUGUGUAACGAGAUCGACCAAUGGCUUUCGCCCGUACCUGGACUGACCCUCAACCUGCCUGUCAUGGGUGUCGUCUUACAGGUCAGGAUUCCUUCAAAAGCUGAUAAACCAGGAGGAAGUCCAGUCCGACAGACGGCUAAAGAGAACCUCCUGCCGGCUCCGACGGUGCUGCCAACCAUCCAUGAGCUGGAUCUGUUCAGGUGUUUCCAGUCGGUUCUGAUCCACCUGCAGAUGCUCUGGGAGCUCAUGCUGCUCGGGGAGCCGGUAGUCGUCAUGGCGCCGUCUCCCACCGUCUCCUCGGAAACCGUGCUGGCUCUCGUCAGCUCCAUCAGUCCUAUGAAGUUCUGCUGCGACUUCCGUCCAUAUUUCACCAUCCAUGACAGCGAGUUUAGAGAGUACACCACCAGGACACAGGCCCCGCCGAACGUGGUUCUGGGCGUCACCAACCCGUAUUUCAUCAAAACCUUCCAGAACUGGCCUCAUAUCGUGCGGCUGGGAGAGAUCAGGAUGACGGGUGAUUUACCGAAACAGGUGAAGGUGAAGAAGCUCUCCAAGCUGAAAACGCUCGACACCAAACCAGGGAUCUACACGGCCUACAAGACAUUUCUGCACAAAGACAAGAUUCUCAUCAAACGACUGCUGAAGGGCAUCCAGAGGAAGAGACCGCCGGAGGUCCAGAGCGCCAUCCUGAGGAGACACCUGCUGGAGCUCACACAGAGCUUCAUCAUCCCAUUGGAGCGGUACAUGGCGAGCCUGAUGCCGCUGCAGAGGUCAGUGACGCCCUGGAAGACUCCUCCUCAGAUUCGUCCCUUCAGUCAGGAUGAGUUCAUGUCCACUCUGGACCACACCGGGCCUCAGCUCACCUCCAUGCUCAAAGGCGAUUGGAUGGGACUGUACAGGAAGUUCUUCAGGUCUCCAAACUUUGACGGCUGGUAUCGUCAACGACACAAAGAGAUGACGCAGAAACUGGAGAGUCUUCACCUGGAGGUGGUCUGUGAGGCGGACCUGCUGGGUUGGACCAAAGACAAGUCGGAGGUGGAAAUUGUGGAUCUGAUUCUGAAGCUCAGAGAGAAGUCGACUUUUCUCCCAGAAUGGAUGGAGAAGUUGGAGUUCUAUGAACACCAAUAUCUAGACUUCUAUGAACAUCUAGAUGUCUAUGAACACCAACAUCUAGACCUCUAUGGACACCAACAUCUGGACCUCUAUAAACACCAACAUCUAGACCUCUAUGAACACCUAGACCUCUAUGAACAUCUAGACGUCUAUGAACACCAACAUCUAGACCUCUAUGAACACCUAGACCUCUAUGAACAUCUAGACGUCUAUGAACACCAACAUCUAGACCUCUAUGAACAUCUAGACCUCUAUGAACAUGUAGACCUCUAUGAACAUGUAGACCUCUAUGAACACCUAGACCUCUAUGAACAUCUAGACGUCUAUGAACAUCUAGACCUCUAUGAACAUCUAGACGUCUAUGAACACCAACAUCUAGACCUCUAUGAACAUCUAGACCUCUAUGAACAUGUAGACCUCUAUGAACAUCUAGACCUCUAUGAACAUCUAGACCUCUAUGAACAUGUAGACCUCUAUGAACACCUAGACCUCUAUGAACAUCUAGACGUCUAUGAACAUGUAGACCUCUAUGAACAUGUAGACCUCUAUGAACAUCUACAACAGGUUCUGUUUCCGAACAAUGAGUCCACAUCAACACUUAGUCUAAACAUCUAAAAACUGGGACCUUGCCUGGUCAUUGUCUACUGAUGUUAGAGCCUCAGAAGUUGGAGAAAUUUCGACCAAAGCCU